This is a messenger RNA of Dermacentor albipictus, 992 nucleotides long. RefSeq lists its product as uncharacterized. The record is from RefSeq and is a predicted model, not a curated record. NCBI's taxonomy places the organism in Eukaryota, Metazoa, Arthropoda, Arachnida, Ixodida, Ixodidae.
AGGAAUCGCCAGACAAAAGACCCCCUCUUGUGUCGCCUGUCUCCCCCAGCAAACUAACGAAGUUUGAGGGGGUUCACUGCAGACGCUUUACCUUCUCGCCACUCCCGGGAAAGAGUUUCUCGCGCCGAGCGAUCACCAUUCGAACCCCCGCUUCUCUACCAGUCUGCAAACUGGGUGUCUGACGAGAGCAUUCAUUCUGGCGUGCACCGUAGACACUGCUUGAAAGUGAAAAGUGUUCGGACUUGCUCGACUCUGCACAUCGAAAACUGCAGCCAUGAGAAGCCAGCCGCUGUUCGUCGCUUUCGUCAUCCUGUUCCUGCUAUUUUUGGAUGCUGCCUUUGGAAUGGAAGACGUCCUGGGCUUGCUGAACGACCGAGUCGACUCCGUCACCAACAUGGCGCGCGCUUUCCUGGCCGUCUUCGUCGGCGCCUUCACCAUCAACGCGUGCGCCGUGAUCUUCAUCGUGUUCGGCGACGGUCGCUCGCGCCGGUUCCUCUUCCCCCUGGUGGUGGUCUACGCGGCCCUGUACCUGGUGUUCAGCGGGAUGGCGUACCUGUUCCUCGGGCUGAGCGGAAGCGUGGCCAGUCGGGUGCGCGCGCUGGGCUCCAUCCUGGACGCCGUCUCGGUGGUCGACGUCUCGGACUCCGCCUUCUCCUACAUCAAGGUGCACGAGCAGGAGUGCCGGCUCCGAUUCGUGUGCGAACUCUCGGAAAAAGCGAUCGAGCGCGACCACAUGUUCGCCCUGGUGCUUCGCGUCGUCAGCAUACUGGGCAGCGCCGGCGGACCGUACGUCGAGGCGGUGCUGGGGGGCCUCAGCGGCCGCGGCUGCGACCUGCUGUUCUCGGGGUGCGAUUACUCGCCGUUGAGAAGAUCCCUGCCGUUCGUCGACUAGCACCUCCCCUCCCCCCGGAUGUAUGUACAUAAAUGCGCUCAACCGAUUAGUCGUAUUAUCUAUUUAUGCGAAUAAACAAGCCCAGUGAAAUUCUCGUCAA